This is a messenger RNA of Molossus molossus (Pallas's mastiff bat), 3052 nucleotides long. It is a transcript of the gene CCRL2, whose product is annotated as C-C motif chemokine receptor like 2. Gene Ontology annotation, biological process: chemotaxis; immune response; inflammatory response. NCBI's taxonomy places the organism in Eukaryota, Metazoa, Chordata, Mammalia, Chiroptera, Molossidae. The transcript is spliced from 4 exons. Gene Ontology annotation, cellular component: membrane; cytoplasm. The coding region runs from base 389 to 1465 and encodes 358 amino acids. Gene Ontology annotation, molecular function: chemokine receptor activity. The record is from RefSeq and is a predicted model, not a curated record.
GACUCUGGGGAGACCAGUUCCAGUGGAGUGGUGGGGACAGAAACCAUGCUGGAGGGGACUGAGCAGGGAAUAAACAAUGAUGACUAAGCACCAGUGAGUUUGGACAACUAGGGAGGCUGAGUCAGAAGAGAGAGGGAAAGAAGCAAGGUCCACGUCCUGUAUUGAAUGCUGCCUCGAACACCUCUUUGGCACUAACAGGAUGUCAUUUAACCAGAGACGUGAAUGCUGAAGAAAUCUGAACAGCAGGUCCCCGCUUGAGCUCAAUCACAGAUGCAAGGACUUGACCUGGGACUUCAUCCAGGGUCAGGACCGUCUGUUCAGAAGGAAGCCGGUCUUCCCACCGUCCAGGCCAUUCCCACAGCAGCUCGGUCAAGUGGGCGGCCCGAAGAUGGCUAACUACACGUCUGUACCCGACGAUGACUACGACGUCCUCAUCGAGGGAGACCAGAAUAGCAAUGAAACCGUCCUACAGGGCGAUCUGGACAACGGUGACAUAGGACAGUGCCACCGAUAUGACCCCCAAGUCCUCUCGUCCUGGCUGGUGCCUCAGCUCUACACCACGGUGUCCCUGGUUGGCCUCCUGGACAACAUCUUGGUUGUGUUUAUCCUGGUAAAAUACAAAAGACUCCGACACGUGGAAAAUAUCUAUUUCCUAAACCUGGCACUGUCUAACCUGUGUUUCUUGCUUACCUUACCGUACUGGGCUCGUGCUGCCUCCCACGAGGAGAUUCGGGGCCACCCCACGUGUACAGUUUUCGUGACACUUUCCUCCGUGGGCCUGCACAGCGAGGCGCUUUUUAGUGCCCUUCUGACUCUGCACAGCUACCUGGUGUUUUCCCACGUGAGAGGCUUGUCGCUGGCCGCCAAGAGGGUGCCCUGUGGCGUCAUCGCCAGCGUCCUGGCGUGGCUGGCCGCCAUCCUGCUCACUGUGCCCGAGUUCCUGUUCCACGGGUGGCAGGUGGACAGCCAGCACCCCGCGUGCUCCCUGAGCAAGCCACACUUCCUGCCGGCCCGGGGGCCGUUCUGGGAGCACUUUCUGACCCUGAAGGUGAACGUGGCGGCGCUCCUCGUCCCGCUGCUGGUUUUCAUCGUCUGCUUCGUGCGGAUGAGAGAGACGCUGAGGUGCAGGGAGCGGAGGUCUGACCUGUUCAAGCUUGUCUUCGCCGUAAUGGCCGUCUUCCUUCUGAUGUGGGGACCCUACAAUGUCGCGCUGUUCCUGUCCACUUUCAAGGAGUCCUUCUCCCUGCACGACUGCAGGAGCGGCUACGACCUGGACAGGAGCAUCCAGGUGACCAGGAUCAUCGCCAGCACGCACUGCUGCGUCAACCCGCUCCUCCACGUGCUCCUCGACAAGGCCUUUCGGGACCGGCUCUGCUGCCUGUGUGGCGACGCCCCGCUCCCGCCCGCCGAGGGCCCUGCCCGAGCGCCGCCGCAGGCCGGAGGUGACCACUGCACUGCACUGUAACCCGGCCCCGCCAACGGCGGGACAGACGAACGCUGCUUUGUUCCUCACUGCUCUGUUUUAUAUGUCGUGGCUGUGGGUGAACUGUGCCCCCCCCAUGUUAUAUGUUGAAGCACUAACCCCCCAGGUGCUGCCAUUUGGGCACAGGGGCUUUGGGAGGCCAUUAGGGUUGGAUGCGGUUAGAGGGUGGGGCCUUCGUGAUGGGAUUAGCGCCCUCGGAGCAAGAGCAGAGGCUCCCUCAUUGUUCUGCACGCGUGCAUGAGGUCGGUUCAGGGAUGGGGGGUGAGCAGGCAUUUACCAAGCAUUGGCUUUGUCUCAGGUGCUGUGUUAGGCUCUUUACAAACGUGAACUUCACGCCUCGCUUCCCGUCCACGGUGUGUGGGUGGAAUUGGUCUCAUUUCUCUGCGGAGGAACCGGCAGCUCAAAAAUGUGUCUCAGACCGCAGAGUCGGAGAGGCAGGGCUGGGACACAGACCUCGUUGUUGUUCACUCCCGAGCCUGUGCUGUGUCCAGCCUUCCAAACUUCCAAAUACUGAGCAAGAAAACACAUGGAAUGAAUAUGUACUUUUGAAACCAGUCGGACCACAUUUCAUAUUAGAAGCGACCCAUUCUUCUAGAAGCAUUUCUUAGGCACGUGUUCUUGCAGACAGGUGAAGAGCCGCCUGGCGGGGGGCGCUGGACAAAGGCAGGUAGAGGACAUGGUCUGCGGCCCUUCUCUGGGUGUUCCUGGCUGCUCCCCCCGCCAGACCCUCAGGCGCCCUCAACUUGGGAGCCUCCCAUCUUUCUACUGCAUCUUUCUGUUAUUUAACAAUAGUAAGUGCACAAUAGGUUUAGGAAGAAAUAGUUAACGCAAUGCAUGUUUAGUCCUUUUCAGUGUAACAUAGGCCUCAGGCUUCACCAGCCUGUGACUAUAAAACAUCACAAGUGUUUGCGUGGGGAAAUCCAGUGCCCGCGUUUCUGUCACAUGUCCCAGGUAGAGCUGACGGAGAAAACAUGGAUGUCCAUGGACCCCAACCUUUCACCUCCAUACUGAGGAGGGCGGAAGAGGAGGUGACAUCUGGGGAGACCCCAUAGGAACACAGUCUAUAGCAAGCACCGCUCCUCCACAUCUUGAGGGGAGGCUAUGGAUGAACUGUGCCCCCCUAAUUUAUAUGUUGAACCCAACCCCCAACAUGAUGCCAUUUGGGCAUAGGGACAUUGGGAGGUCAUUAGAGUUAGAUAAAUUUAUGAGGGUGGGGCCCUCGUGAUGGGAUUAGUGCCCUCAUAGGAAGAGGCCAAAGAGCUUCCUGAUCCUCUCUCUCCAGCAUGUGAGUGCAGUGCAAACGUGGCCAUCUGCGAGCCAGGAGGAGGGCUCUCCCCAGAACCUGGCUACGCUGGCACCUUGAUGUUGGCCUUCCCAGCCUCCAGCAGUAUGAGAAAUAAAUUUCUGUUGUUUAAGCCACUCAGUCCUUGGUAUUGUAUUACGGCAGCCCAAGCAGACUAAGCCAAGACUCCUCCAGAAUGCCAUUAAAUAGCAAAUGAAAAUGGCGGGGGACCCAGCCGGUGUAGCUCAGUGGUUGAGUGUCAGCCCAUGCACUAAGAGAUCGCCGGU